Molecule: messenger RNA, 1520 nt
Organism: Macrosteles quadrilineatus (aster leafhopper)
Lineage: Eukaryota; Metazoa; Arthropoda; Insecta; Hemiptera; Cicadellidae
Gene: spidey
Product: very-long-chain 3-oxoacyl-CoA reductase
Exons: 7
Coding region: 219-1166 (315 amino acids)
Cellular component (GO): endoplasmic reticulum
Molecular function (GO): oxidoreductase activity
Source: RefSeq, a predicted model, not a curated record
AAAUCGUAAUCGCAAACACAAGAGGAGGGAAAGGCUAGAAAGUGGAGAGUUGUCCUGGAUAUCGGCUGGAAGAUACAGUGGCGCUAGUGUAGAGCCUUGACAGUGACUUUGCGCGCAACGGCACCGCGCACACAACGUCAGCUGAUAACAGCGGUAUCAGUCAGUGCUGCCAACAUAGCGGCGACACACGCUACCAACCAACCACCACACACUCAGUCAUGUUCACACCCUUAGAGAAGGUCGGCGUCGUCUGCCUCUCCAUCCUCGGCUUCCAGAUAGCCCGAGCAGUCAUCAAGAGGGUGUACAACGCCUUUCUCGCUCCAGCAUUCAGCCUAAAUGUCAACUUCAAGGAGAUGGGGCAGUGGGCAGUUGUUACUGGGGCAACAGAUGGACUUGGAAAAGCAUUUGCUGAAGCGUUGGCGAAGAAAGGACUGGAUGUGGUUCUCAUUAGUAGGACAAAAUCAAAAUUGGAUGCCGUAUCACAGGAAAUACGUGACAACUAUAAAGUGAACGUGAAGGUGAUCGAGGCUGAUUUCACUGAGGGGAACACUGUCUACCACCACAUAGAGAAGGAACUAUAUGGCAUGGACAUCGGGGUGUUGGUGAACAAUGUGGGUCUUAGCUACCCCCACCCUGACUACUUCCUUUCCCUCAACGAAGGCAGCAAGGUGUAUCAUGACAUCAUCCAGUGCAACAUUGCUGCCAUGUUGUCCAUGUGUCAGAUCGUCAUGCCACAUAUGUGUGAGCAGAAGCGAGGUGUAGUCAUCAACAUCGGCUCUACUGCCGGGGACAUCCCUAGCCCUAUGUUGGCUGUGUAUGGUGCAUCCAAGGUGUUUGUGUCCAAAUUCAGCAGGGAUCUGUCGUCGGAGUACAAGCGCUACGGCAUCACAGUGCAGUGUCUGACCCCGGGCUACGUAGCCACUAAGAUGUCCAAGAUCAAGAAGCCCACAUGGAUGGCCCCUUCCCCUGGCAAGUACGUCAGCUCUGCUCUGCGCACCGUUGGCAUUGAGGAACACACUACUGGCUACUUCCCCCACUCCCUGCUGGUGGGUGUUAUCAAAACAAUGGAAUCUCUCUCUCCCGCCUUCGCCUACUGGAUGAUAACCAGAACUAUGGAAAACAUCAAGUCUAGAGCUGUCAGGAAGAGUAAUGCUGCUGUGUCCUAAAGAAACUGGAUUCAGCAUAAACUGUUCACUGGAAGGUUCACACCACCCUCACAAGAACCAUUGUAUUGAUGAGAUAUUCAGUGAACCUAUUAUUUAUUCAUGUUAAACAAACUAACUAUAAAAGCCAUUCCAAAAGGGCAUAAUAUAGUGCCAUAGACAUACGCCCACCUUAAAUAAUUUUUAUUUAAAAAUUGAAAGUGUUAUUUGUUUGUUUGCUAAUUUUUGUUCUAUAAUAUAAAAACUGUUUUUUGUAGCUAUUUGGUUGGUUGUGUAUUGCAAGUUAACUGUAACUUAUUAUGUACCUAUGAUUGAUUUUGUAUAUUUUGUAUAAAUAAAUACUUUGGUAUUUUAAAA